This is a messenger RNA of Pocillopora meandrina, 4953 nucleotides long. NCBI's taxonomy places the organism in Eukaryota, Metazoa, Cnidaria, Anthozoa, Scleractinia, Pocilloporidae. The record is from the annotation of a GenBank genome assembly.
GCAUUACUGCAACUUUUCCUUCAUUCCCGUAGUUUAAUUGUAGUGGUGUUUCGGAGAAUUGAAUGACUUUUCGUGCCCUCAGAAUCAUGAAAAUUGCAGCAGUAGUUACGUUUGCUAUCUGUGCUUUGGUUUUCCUUCUUUUACCAGACGAUUCGCAAGCUGGAAAAACGAAGAAAGGUCCACUGGUCACGCAAAAGGUGAGUACAUACUCCAUUGCUGUUUAGAAGCUUCAGUAUAGUACACUAAACAACCAGUGAAUAGGUUUUUCUCCGUCUUGGAAGCAGGGAAGACAUUUUGUACAGCAGAGACAAUAUCAGAAUUUGCUUACUCAUCUUAAACUCUGAUACAAAUCCGAUGAAUUGGUCUUACUAUUUUUACCGCACAUACAAUUUGUUACUCAAUAACAGACAACUGAGUAUAGUUUUUAUUAGUAAUGGAUAAUUUGUCGUAAGCUAAAAGGUCGGUCAGCAGCUAUGAAUGUAGAAGCAAAGGUAGACGCAAAUUAGUGAACAGAGAGAGAUGUGCAUAUCCUAUUUAUUAAGAUGGUUUCCUGUGCAGAUUUAUUGAUGUCUCUUCUGCAAGAGCAUCUCCUAUUUGACCCUCCUAUGUACUCCUCUGCAUAAACCCCUGAACAGAUCAAACCCUUUAAUAUGAUAUAAGUGGUAGGGCUUGAAGAGGUAACUAACUUAGCUGCAAGUCAAAUACUCAAAACUUAGGAUUUCAAAGCCUUUCUCUAGAUGUGAAGAUAUAUUGAAAUCUCUUAAACAUCUCUGGUGAUUCAUUGAAAUAGUUGUAGAAUCAAAAGCCAACAGAAGGUGGCAAAUAGUUUAUUCAUGAUGUGUGAUUAAGGCCAAAAUUAAUAGCAUGACACUAGUAAUUUUACUGUAAUGCAAGUGUGAUUAAUAUAUGUGACCUGCGAACUUUAUCUUCAUCUCCUUGAAAACCUAAAGAUUUCCCUGAAACCUCACACACAGAAGAGAUAUGAAGCUUUCCCUUUUAAAUUGGUGAUGCAUGAAACAAAUGUGACAUGUGCUUAAAUGUGUGUGCUAGACAGGAUCAGGCACCUUCCUUUGCCAUCCCUCCAAAUUGAAGAGCAUGUCAAAAUAAAAACAUUACUGCUGGCCCAUUCACAUACCAAGCACAUUAUGACUUGUUUUCACAUACAAAGAUAUGGUCACUUAAGAUGUAGCUCGGGGAAAAGUCAGGUAACACAUGCUACAGUACAGAAAUAAAUAUACUUUAAUCCUACCAACAAAACCCCUAUAACAAAGGGUGGGAUUUUAAAUACCUUACUGAUUAUAAUUCAUCAAUUGCUUCACUGGAUUUACUUCACUGUAAAAGUUAUGUAACUACAUUAAUGGUACAUUAAUUUAUUGUUGUAGGUUUAUUUUGACAUUACACAUGGAGAUAAAGAUGUGGGAAGAAUUGUGAUUGGUUUGUUUGGAAAAACUGUGCCGAAAACCACUAAGAAUUUUGCAGCUCUAGCUUCUGGAGAGGUAAAAAUUUACUCAUCUUGAAUAAAGGUUUCCAUAUGCUAACGGUUCUUCCAGCAAUUCUUUAUUUGUUUUCUCUGUGAUCCGUUGGUAGCUACUAUGUUUCCUGUCACUUGUCUUUUAUUUCUCAAAGUGAAAAUGUGUCAUGAAAAUUGCUGUUAAAUAUUGGAGAACAAGGCCUAAGUUUUUUUUUUUAAUUUUUUUUAAGAGAAUAAAAGAUGGUCAGUUGAUUUCACUUAAUAGACCUCAUGCAUCAAUUCCUUAAAACAAUGAGAUGAAAAUAAUUCCCAUGUGAGAACAACAUGAACAUUGACAAGCCUCAAGUGGUGCAAAUGAGGCCUAGGGUUUACUUUCUGGGAAUGGAGAAGUCAUAUGUAAGAGCUGUGUCAAUUAGCUUAACCCUUACACAACCAAGAUCUUGUUAGAAAUACUCGUUUUUUUCCAUACAAUUUGUGUUGUUGGUGUGAAGAAGCUGGUAUUGGAUCGACUAAUAAUCUUCUAAUUGAUAUUUUUCUUUAUUUUCAUCACUUGUCUGCUUGAUUUUAUAUUGACUCUGUAAGGAGCAAUGUAGUCUUGGUCACACAUAGGAUUGAAAGGGUUGAUACUUAAAAUUGUAUGAUGAUCUUAGGAGUUUCAGGUAUUAAAAAUCUUUCUGUAAAUAAUGGGAUUAUUUUUGUUUGAUUUGCAAGUAAAAUAGGGUUUUUUGCUCUUUUGUUUCAGAAAGGAUUUGGCUAUAAAGGAAGUAAAUUUCACAGGAUUAUUCAUAAUUUUAUGAUUCAAGGUAACACAUUUUAGAACUUCCAUAUAAUUUGUUUUAUCUCCCAGAGCACUGAUUUGUACACUACUUCUAACAAGGUAGAACCUAUAGCCAUUAGUAAAUUUCCAGCAUAUUGACUGAAGUGCUCUCCUUAAUGUAACUGUUCAAUCUAUGAUGAAAAAAAAAAUUGCAUCAAUUUGGACUUCAGUUCUCCCUUAACCGUCAAACUCCCAAAAGUGAUUAAUAUGUAACUUCUCCCCAUAAUAUCCAUACAUUAUCCAGCCAACAUGUAAUGAGGAUAUUCAAACUUAUCAGGUAAAGGUUGGUGGUCCUGAUCUAACACCAAAUUCUUGUGACUUAUUUACAAGGAAUGUGUAGCAGCUGGAGGGGAGAAUUAACAAUCAGAUCCUGGGAGUUACAGGGUUAAAGGAGUAUCUGUCAUAAAUAUAAUUUUGAGAAACAUCUUUUGCAUGACACAUUUGAAUAGAAAUUGGUAAAAAACAUUUCUUCAUGAAUUAUGCCAUGCUAGGGAAUGCUGUAUAGUGAGAACAUUUUACGGUAAAUAGAACCACCAUAGCUCAUCCCAGUUUGUGUGACCACCUUGCUGUUCCACCAUGCUAGUUUCUGUUUUGGCAUUAAACAAAGAUGAAAUAAGACUUCUCUCUUAAUCCUGGAACAUACAAGAGGAAUUUAUCACUUUAAUAGUAAUGUAAUGAAAAUCAUGCUUUUAUGAAAAGAUAAAAAAUGUUUUCUUUGUUCAGGUGGAGACUUCACAAAAGGAGAUGGAACUGGAGGUAAGGCUGAUAACACAGCUAGUUGUAAACCUGAAAGUGGAAUUAAUGAUAAGAAUCCAGGAUAACACUUCAGUUCUUCAACCUCGUAUCCAAUGCAAAACCCUGUAGCUGUUCUUUUUUAGAUCUUAUAACCAUUUUUCUCCCAAUAUCUAAUUUGUUAUUUCCUUGCUGCUUGUCACAGUCAUGCAAUUCUUACACUUUUACUGUGGAGAAUUUGGUAUUGGCUCAACCCAUAAUCCCCAAUUAAUAUUUUCCUUUAUUCUCAUCACUUGUCUGCUUGAUAUUGUACUGAUAUUUGAAAGAGAAAUUCUGUCUUUCUCAUUCAUGGGAGUUAAAGGGUUAAGAAGGAAAAGUAACCUUGCCAAAUGUAGAGGAUAAAUGUUUUGGCAUAAACCCUUCCUGACACUUUAAACUAUGAUAGUUGUAAAGCAUGACAAUGAGACAUCUGUGAGGACAUUGGAAGGCUUGCAUGAAGACCAGUCCAUUCAGACUCCACACCACCCUUCCCCCCCCUUCCUCACCCUUGCCUCCCCCCCACCUACCCUUUUUGCACCCCACCCCACUCAAUCCAAACAUCAGACCAAUGAUGGCCCUUAUAAUCUUUUACUCUGUCUUGAAUGUUUUUCCUAAUUAAACUUUUGAGAAAAAUAAUCUUUCUUUACCUAUCAACCAGGUAAAAGCAUAUAUGGUGAUAGAUUUGAUGAUGAGAACUUUAAGUUGAAGCAUUAUGGUCCAGGCUGGCUGAGUAUGGCUAACGCUGGUAAAGAUACUAAUGGCUCACAGUUCUUUAUCACAACUGUAAAAACUAGCUGGUUGGAUGGCAAACAUGUUGUUUUUGGGAAAGUUCUUGAAGGAAUGGUGAGUUCAGAAAUAUAUAUUAUUGUUUUCUUUGAAGAACAACGUUUUAGAAUUUCAGAAUUUUGAAAUUUUUUCAGAAUUGUGAUCAAACUGAAGAAUUCAGAGAUCUUUUCGAUUGAGUGUCAUAAAACCAGUAAUCAUAACAGCCAAUUAAAAAAAAGGAUAAUACCUUCAAGAGCCAAUGACAUCUCUCAGUAACACAACCUAACUGCGUUAAGUGCAGCCUGGAAAAUGCUGACGACCAAGCAGUGAUUGGUUUUAGUUUUGCAUCUGACUGGUAGAGAAAGUGGUACGAGUUUUUUGGACCAACCUCAGGGAGAAGUAAAGCAAACACAAACAAAUCCUGGAUUUCUUAACCUCAAUUGAAAGUUGCUCUAUCAAUUAACCUCACCAAUUCCCCGAUUCUUUUUCCUAAUAAUUGCUAUUCCCAGGAAGGUUGUAACGAGUCUGAGACACUAGGAAAGUUAAAUUCUGGUACCAAAGUGGAUUUUUAUUUGUCAAUUGUGUCACUGUGAUGUUGGAGUUCAAGAUAUCCCUUGUAAAUGUGUCUUAUGAGGGCAAUUACUCAUGCUAGAUUAGACAUGGUUUGAUGCUACUCUGGUUUUGUAAACUAGAGUAGCAUUAAACCUUGUCUAAUUGUCCACCUGGUUACCAUGUGAACUUUAAUAUAUUUCGUGCUAGAUUCUUACCAACCAAACGUCCCACUUACAAGUUACUAGGAGAAUGACUAUAUGUAAUAUGUUUUUAGCGUAUCUUACACAAUGCUCGCCAAAACAGUUACUAAGUCAAUUGCACUGUUCUUAAAAUAAUUCUCACAGGAUGUUGUACGCAAGGUAGAAAACGUAGAAGUGGACGGGAGUACUCCAAAGAAAGAGGUGAAGAUCGCAGAUUGCGGAGUUAUUGAGGUUGAUGAGCCCUUCAACGUGGAAAGGGAAGAUUAGCACCAGUCUCUCUUCAGUGUGUUUUGUAAUGCGCAAGGAUUUUUAAUAAAAUACAGUUAUGAAUUUGAUUUGACUGCUCUGUGCUCGAGCAUUCUGCAAAUUCCAGUGCA